CGCCGUCGGCGCACCGCCAGUCCCUUCGCGACGCUCGCGCCGACAUGUCUCCCCUGUGGAUCGUGCUCACACUGCUCCCCAUUCUCGGGGGCGCGGAAAGGUUCAACUGUCGGGGCCGCAUCCUGGGCGCCUACUACGCCGACGCCAAGACCAACUGCAAAGCGUUCCACGUUUGCGUGCGCGUAGCGGGCGGCGGCAUACGGGACUUCAGGUUCUUCUGCCCGCCCGGCACGCUGUUCCACCAGGAGGCGCAGACCUGCACGGACUGGGGCGACGACGACCAGCUUGCCUGCCCCGUUGACCUCUACGACGGUCAGUUUGAUCUCUACAAGAUCGGAUCCGGAUUUGACACUAAGAAAUUGUCGUCGCCUGGUGCCCGCGAGGAAGAAGCGGAAUUUGGUUUACAGCGCGCCGAGACCGGCGACCGCCGUCUCGCCCAGAACAACGGUAACGCCCCCGCGUCAGACCUCCGCGCCGCCCACUCCUCCGACUUCUUCAGCGGACAACGCGACCGCGGCCGCGACGACUCCGCUCCGCCCGCGCCCCAGCCCGCCCCCUCGUCCCCCGCGCCCUCCGCAUCCCAACGUGUCUCUUUCAGAAGACCCACCAGCCCCAGGACUACCCCUACUACACAAUACACAAAUCCGCCGCCCCCACCGCCACCGAAACCAUUCAGCAAUAACCAAUACGACCCAAAACGGAAACUCGUGCGCAAACGCCCCCUUCAUGCAUCAACUCUAGCUCCCUCGACAUUUGUACCUAGCACUCCUCAACCUCAAUUCCCAGAAUACCAACAACCUGCGAACUUCGAACGUCGGGUCCCGCAGCAGAGCAGACCGAACCCUACUACGGCACCGGCUAGCGUCCCUCCUCAGUAUAAAGAUGAGUACGUCGAAGUCAGCCGCGUGACCCCUAAACAAAACCGAUACUUCUCUAACAAUCCCUCUCCUGCUCCUUUCUCCCAACCCACUACCCUGAAUCCCUAUUUCAGGAAGAAGGAAGGACUUGUUGAGUUGUACAAUUAUAACGCACAAUCCACUCCGGGAAUCAACGUUCAAACUGACAACAAACCAUUCAAAGUGAGAAACAGCUUCAGUGUGGCGACAGAUGUUCCUCAAGAGCAAGACUUUGUGCGUACUAACGUAAAUAAAAAUAACAAUGGUCGAGGCACUCCCACCACGAUAGAUUACACCACUGCUGCUAACCGCGGCUUUAGCACAACUCCUGCUUACAGAAACUUCAAUAGCGUUUCCUACGAGCCGGAAAAGAACAACUUUGUCCAACAGUCAAAUGCCAAGAAUUUCUUCAACAGCCCGUCGACUCCGGCAACAACGACUACGCUGUAUACUACUACUCGCGCAGACCCAUCGUAUAAUCUGAAUACGGUAGCCUAUAAUACGAACGUUGGCUUUAACGCGCAGUCAUCCAACUUCGCUGAGAGCGACGAAGACGACGGCCAAUACCGCCCCCCGGCCGGCGAAGACGAUGGUCAAUACAGACCCGAACUGUACGAACGUGAGCGCGAACGUGACCGUGAACUCCUAUCUGGAGCUCACUCGCUCAACAUCGCUGCAAGCGGAAAUAGAUUGCCCGAAGAUCAACAAAAACAAAAAGGAAAAACGCAGAAACCAUCCAAGCCAGUAUCCCAAACGGCAGCGCCGAGACCUUUCAGACCCGCUACCACGCCCUCGACUACCGUCGCGCCGCCGUCGACCUUCGAACCCACAUACACAACUACGUACAAGCCACAGACAAGCACUCAGCGCGUGUUUGAUUACUACCAAACUUACACAACUACCGUGAGGCCCAGUGAGCCACCAGCACCCAUCCACGUACCGACUACGGAAAACUUGGAGAACGUGCGCGUGAGGUCGUCGACGACGGCGCCGCGCACCCCUGAGCCGCGGCCGACGACGCGCGCGCCCGCGCCGCCGACGCUCGCCACACGGCCCCCGCCGCGGCCUGCGCCGCAGCCCACGCCGCAGCCGGCACCCAAAGCGCCACACUUCGCCAAUCCCGCCAAACCCAAGGAGGAUACGAGCUACGACUACGCGUAUUACGACUCGGACCCUGGGUUUUCAGAGUACGAUCACAUAGAAGAAUUCGGUAAAACAAAAACAAAAGCGUAAUACUGUCGUAUUAAAAAUUUAACUACUGCCAUUAAAUUAUAUAGUCGCCUCUUUAGAUGAUAAUACAAACGUAUGUUAUGAGUUCAUCAUUGGUGUGACAGCUACCUUCAGCCUUAAGCCAGAUGUAGUCAAGAAUUAACUUUUCCUUAAAAAUAUUCUGUAGGUAAGUCAGGUUAUAAUACAACUGACCACGCGAAUGUUUGCCCCGUGGCGAGUAAUCCAUCUUCUUUUAUUAGUUAUUGUGUGAGAUAAUUGGAUUACAGCACGUUACGCAACCAGUGACAAGAUAUUUAUCGCGGAUAAAAAGUACAACAUAGCAAUGUAAGUACAUACUAAUUGAUCCUUUUAAAAAUAUAGUUACGUUACACCAAGAUAAUGUCCAAUGGCUGCUACUCAUAAAACUUUAAUUAUUGCACCCUAGUAAUUUUUAAAAGUACGUAAAAGAAAUCGAAAGAGCAGAGCAAAAUAUUUAGACUGAAUAAACCGUGCCAGUUGUAUCGAUAUUGCGUAUAUCUGAAGAGGCUUUAUAGUUACCCGCCCUAAAUUAUUUGUGAUAUUAUGGAUGUUCGAAGUUACUCUUGUCAGUUGGGUAAGUCGCUGUGUACUCACAGGCCUACUUGUAAGAAUUAGUAUCGGAGCAUGCUAGACAGCGAGUCAACCCGCUGUACUCCAAUCAACGAGGAGAAUUAUUAUAAUUAUUCUAUAGAAACCCGACAAACAUUUUCUCGUCGCUAAUACUUUUGUUUUCAGUGAUUAAAAUGUUACACGGAUAUAAGACAAAUAGAUACUCGUAAAUGAAAAAUAUUUGCUUUUAUUGUAAAAAUUUAAGACUUCAAUGGACGGGACAGUUUUUGUCGGGAAACUUCUUCAUUGAUUGUUAACCGAUGUAAAAUGCUUGUCAACAUUGGUAUUUAUAACGCUAUUCGCGAAUAAGAGAAUAUAUGUCCUAUGUUUGUACAAUAGAGAGUAAGUUAUAACGAUAGAUGUAAAAUAAUUCAAUGUAAAUAAAGUUUUCUUAAAUACAA
Molecule: messenger RNA, 3154 nt
Organism: Cydia strobilella
Lineage: Eukaryota; Metazoa; Arthropoda; Insecta; Lepidoptera; Tortricidae
Product: mucin-2-like
Exons: 3
Coding region: 45-2129 (694 amino acids)
Cellular component (GO): extracellular region
Molecular function (GO): chitin binding
Source: RefSeq, a predicted model, not a curated record